AUGGCGAUUGCCAUGGGCUGGCAGAAGCCUGACAAUGUCGCAGGCACGUCAGCGCCGGCCAUCAUGGUAGGCCUCUUCGUUGCCACGGGAGGCAUACUUUUUGGAUACGAUACUGGCGCGAUCAAUGGGAUUCUGGCUAUGCGUGCAUUCAAAGACCAAUUCGGAACCAACUGUUACGACAGUAAAAACCAGCUCGAUAUUUGCCCCGAAGAUUCAUCGAUAAUUGUCGCGAUUCUCAGCGCUGGUACGGCUGUCGGUGCACUACUUGCUGCACCCGCCGGCGACAAUAUUGGCCGCCGUCGGACUCUCCUGAUAGCUGUUGGAAUAUUUUGUGCUGGUGCUAUCUGCCAAGUUUGCGCUCAGGCAACACCUCUGAUGCUCGUGGGAAGGUUCCUUGCUGGAGUUGGUGUAGGAAUGAUCUCCGUGCUCGUCCCGUUAUAUCAAUCCGAAAUGGCCCCUAGAUGGAUAAGAGGAACUCUUGUCUGUGCAUAUCAACUCUCGAUCACGAUUGGACUAUUAUCGGCAUCCAUUGUAAAUGUCAUUACGGCUGAAAUGAAAGACUCUUCCGCCUACCGAAUUCCCCUAGGACUUCAGCUUUUCCCCGCUCUCAUCCUCACUGGCGGUCUCAUGUUUCUCCCAGAAACACCUAGGUAUUUGGUGAUGAAGGGAGAAUACGAACUGGCUGGCAUUUCUCUGAGCCGACUACGACGCUUGGAUAUCACCCACCCAGUCCUUGUUGAAGAACUAGCGGAAAUCAAGGCCAACCAUGCAUACGAAUUAUCUCUGGGUUCAAAUAGUUACAAAGACCUGUUAUUCGGAACGCCGCAUCUCGGUCGUCGUACUAUUACUGGCUGCACCACCCAGAUCCUGCAACAACUUUCCGGCAUCAACUUCAUCAUGUAUUACAGCACGACCUUCUACGAUGGCGCUGGCGUCCAGAGCCCAUACACCAAAUCGCUCAUCAACAAUGUUAUCAACGUUGUUGCGACCAUUCCUGGAUUGUUAGUGAUUGAAACUUGGGGUCGACGCAAGCUGCUGAUGAUUGGAGCUAUCGGGAUGGCCACUUGCCAGCUCUUCAUCGCCACAUUCUCUACCGCCGCAGGCCACGAUUUACAAGAGGCUGCACAGCUGAUCCUCGUGGUGUUCUGUGCGAUAAAUAUCUUUUUCUUCGCCGCUUCAUGGGGUCCUGUUGCCUGGGUGGUUACCUCGGAAAUUUAUCCUCUCAAGAUUCGUGCCAAGGCCAUUUCUGUUUCAACAGCGUCGAAUUGGCUCUUCAACUUCGGAAUCGCCUACAGUACCCCCUUCAUGGUGGGAACUGCCCCGCGUUAUGCAGACUUUGGGCCUAAGAUUUUCUUUAUCUGGGGUGCUUUUUGCAUACUGUCUGUUUUCUUUGUUUGGAGCAUGGUGUACGAGACGAGCAAAAUGUCUCUCGAACAGAUUGAUGAGAUGUAUGAGCGCAUUGACCAUGCCUGGAACAGCAAGAAUUUUGAGCCCAAUUGGAGCUUCCAACAAAUCGUCCACGAAGGAUUGACGACGGGUGCGCAGACCACUGCACCUCACGAACUCCAAUCGACAACAUCACAAACUAGCGCCGACACAACUCUGGGAGACACUGAAUCUUCUGGAGCUACUCAAAACAGCGAAACGAACAACGGCUCCUCAUCAAGUCAGGACAAAGCCCAACCAGUAAUGGCGCAUGUUGAUUUCACAUAUUAA
Messenger RNA from Clonostachys rhizophaga, 1716 nucleotides. NCBI's taxonomy places the organism in Eukaryota, Fungi, Ascomycota, Sordariomycetes, Hypocreales, Bionectriaceae. The record is from the annotation of a GenBank genome assembly.